Sapajus apella (tufted capuchin) is the source of this 3680-nucleotide messenger RNA. RefSeq names its product calpain 14 (gene CAPN14). Gene Ontology annotation, molecular function: calcium ion binding; calcium-dependent cysteine-type endopeptidase activity. Bases 493 to 2550 code for a protein of 685 amino acids. Gene Ontology annotation, biological process: proteolysis. The record is from RefSeq and is a predicted model, not a curated record. Gene Ontology annotation, cellular component: cytoplasm. NCBI's taxonomy places the organism in Eukaryota, Metazoa, Chordata, Mammalia, Primates, Cebidae. The transcript has 21 exons.
GAGGCAGGAGUGGGCAGGCCCUGGUGGAGGCCUGAGCAGGCAGCCACUGCUCCCCACUACCUUGGCACGCACAGGACCCUCCAGCUCAGGCGACUGAGCUCCGGCUACCUGCUUCUCUUUCCUGCCUCCCCACUAAGCAGAAGCGACCCCUGUGACAUUGGCGCAGUCAGGGACCCGGGACCCAGCCCUGAGGCUUGAGAGACCUCUCCCUUCUGCAGGCUUUUGCCACAGGAUCCCUGAUCCCCCACCAGGUCCUCAUGCACUUGAGCAAGUGCUCAAGGACCCUCACUGUCUGGGACAAAAUCGAACCACCUGCUUCUGUCUCUUUCUCACCCGCUGAUUUCUCCUCUCCCAUUCUCUCCAUCCUUCCCCUCCUCUCUGUGGCAGUGGCAAAGCACAAGCAGGUAGUGAGGAAACUGACUGUCCUCUCUCCAUUUCAGGUAUAGCAGAGACUCCUCGGGAAGACUCACAGGACUGUACCCACUGCCUGCCAUGUCUCUGUGGUCACCUUUCCGAUGCAGAUGGAAGCCGGGUCCAAGGGACUCUAGAGAGGCCUCUCCACAGCUUCCCGAUCAGGACUUCGAGGCCCUACUGUCAGAGUGCCUGAGAAAUGGCUGCCUCUUUGAAGACACUAGCUUCCCGGCCACCCUGAGCUCCAUCGGCAGCAGGUCCUUGCUGCAGAAGCUGCCACCCCGCCUACAGUGGAAGAGGCCCCCGGAGCUGCACAGCAAUCCCCAGUUUUAUUCUGGCAAGGCUAAAAGGCUGGAUCUGUGCCAGGGUAUUGUAGGAGACUGCUGGUUCUUGGCUGCUUUGCAAGCUCUGAGCUUGCAACAGGACAUCCUGAGCCGGGUUGUUCCCCUGAAUCAGAGUUUCACUGAGAAGUAUGCUGGCAUCUUCCAGUUCUGGUUCUGGCACUAUGGGAACUGGGUUCCUGUGGUGAUCGAUGACCGUCUGCCUGUGAAUGAGGCUGGACAGCUGGUCUUUGUCUCCUCCACCUACAAGAACUUGUUCUGGGGCGCGCUUCUGGAAAAAGCCUAUGCCAAGCUCUCUGGUUCCUAUGAAGACUUGCAGUUUGGACAGGUGUCUGAAGCCCUUGUAGACUUCACUGGAGGGGUGACAAUGACCAUCAACCUGGCAGAAGCCCAUGGCAACCUCUGGGACCUACUCACCAAAGCCACCUACCACAGAACCCUCAUUGGCUGCCAGACCCACUCAGGGAAGGAGAAGGUUCUGGAGAACGGGCUGGUGGAUGGCCAUGCAUAUACUCUCACAGGAAUCAGGAAGGUGACCUGCAAACAUAGACCUGAGUAUCUAGUCAAGCUACGGAACCCCUGGGGAAAAGUGGAAUGGAAAGGAGACUGGAGUGACAGUUCAAGUAAAUGGGAGCUGCUGAGCCCCAAGGAGAAGAUUCUGCUUCUGAGGAAAGACAAUGAUGGAGAAUUCUGGAUGACACUGCAGGACUUUAAAGAACAUUUUGUGCUCCUGGUCAUCUGUAAACUGACCCCAGGCCUGUUGACCCAGGAGGCGGCCCGGAAGUGGACGUACACCAUGCGGGAGGGGAGAUGGGAGAAGGGGAGCACAGCUGGUGGCCGGAGGCAGUUGCUGCAGGACACAUUUUGGAAGAACCCACAGUUCCUGCUGUCUGUCUGGAGGCCCGAAGAGGGCAGGAGAUCCCUGAGGCCCUGCAGCGUGCUGGUGUCCCUGCUCCAGAAGCCCAGGCACAGGCACCGCAACCAGAAGCCUUACCUCGCCAUCGGCUUCUACCUCUAUAGGAUGAACAUGUACCAUGAUGGCCAGAGGAGACUGCCCCCCACGUUUUUCCAGAGAAACGCUCCCCUGAGCCAGCCUGAUAAGUUUCUCAGGGAGAAAGAAGUGAGUCAGGAGCUGUGUCUGGAUCCAGGGACAUACCUCAUAGUGCCCUGUACCUUGGAGGCUCACCAGAAGUCAGAGUUCAUCCUCAGGGUCUUCUCCAGGAAGCACAUCUUUUAUGAAAUUGGCAGCAGUUCUGGUGUUGUCAUCUCAAAGGAGAUAGAAGAUCAAAAUGAAGGGCAGAAUGAAUGCUUCACCAAAUUCUUUGAAAAGUAUCCAGAAAUUAAUGCAGUUCAGCUGCAGAACAUCCUGAACCAUGUGACCUGGUCAAGUCUGGGGAGCACACAGCCCCUCUUCAGCCUGGAAGCCUGCCAGGGGAUCCUGGCGUUACUGGACCUUAAUGCCUCGGGUACUAUGAGCAUCCAGGAAUUCAGGGACCUGUGGAAGCAGCUGAAGCUCUAUCAGGAGGUUUUCUACAAGCGAGACAAUGGGUCAGGAUACCUGAGCUGGGCACAGCUGCAGACUGCCAUGAGGGAGGCAGGAAUCGUGCUCAGUGAUGAUGUCUGUCAGCUGAUGCUCAUCCGCUAUGGCGGCCCCAGCCUCCAGAUGGACUUUGUCAGCUUUGUCCACUUGAUGCUGCGUGUAGAGAACAUGGAGGAUGUCUUCCAAAACUUAACCCAAGAUGGCAAAGGGAUAUACCUCCAGAAGUCAGAGUGGAUGAUGAUGGCAUUGUACUCCUGAGAAGGCUGAGUCUCAUCUGCCUUCACUGAGGACUCUGCAUGUGGUCCAAGAGUAGCCUUUGGCUGAGACCAACCUACAUCCACCCUACUCACUGAUCUUCAGAACCGCCUCACCAGCCAUCACCUUCUCAGCUGGGAAGAUUUCUCUUCUGCAGCCCCUCCCUUGGACGGCCAGCAUGCAGAAAGGGAAGGGAGGCAGUAAAGAAAAAAAAAAAAAGAUUGCAUCAGAUUUGUAAAAGCCAGCCGUCCUUCCCUGGGGCCACAACCUUGUUACAAGCAGAGAUGUUACCUGACAUGGCCUAAACAUUCUGACUCCAGAGCUGGUAUGCUUAGCCUCUACACAACACUGCCUCUGUGGCCUCAAACAUAAGUGACCGUAGACAUGCCACAUGUUCUCAUAUGUGGGGUAAUAUGUGCCAUAUGUUCUCAUCUAGGUUUCAAGGUCUGAAGAGGGAAUGAAAUAUCCUUAGACAUUUAGUCCCAGCAUCUGCAAAUUGAUAGAGACAUAGGCUAAAUUUCAGUUGUUUAGACAUGGGGUCAGGAAUAUAGCAGGCUUUCAGAAACACAGAAAAUAAGAGAAUUGGCAGAGUGCAGGUAGGGUGGGCUGGCUCUGACAUCUGAGAUCACGGGGUAAUCUUCUGCUGACAAUAUCUCCAUAUGAUUGGAUUUAGGGGAACCCAGUGGACUUAAAGCACCUGAGUUCUCAAAGGGCUUCCUGCUUGUGACAGGUAUCAGUCUGUUUACUGGACCUAUAGACUAUCAAAUCCACUUCAAAUCCAUCCAGAAAAUCUCAGUCUAUCCACUUCAAAGAACAAAAACACACCCAUUUAUCAAGCUCUUGCAAUAGGUCGAGCAUCUGCUAGGUGCUGGGGACACAGAGCUGACAGUCUCCUGGGGGGUGUUGACUGACAGGUGUUCUGUGUUCAGAUGACUGACAGGUGUUCUGUGGUGCACUGUGACGUGGGAAUGCACACAGUGCUGUGAAAACACAGAGAGCCAACUAGCACAACCUGAGAGGGCCAGGGGAGGCUUCCUGGCAGAAGUUUCCCUUUAACCAUCUUAAAGAGAAAGAGGCACUAGGUAGGAAAAUAAAAGAAAAAUGAUGUUUCAGACAGAGGGUACUGCACAUGG